Messenger RNA from Alnus glutinosa, 1946 nucleotides. Its product is annotated as 1-deoxy-D-xylulose 5-phosphate reductoisomerase, chloroplastic. Gene Ontology annotation, molecular function: 1-deoxy-D-xylulose-5-phosphate reductoisomerase activity; protein binding; NADPH binding. The record is from RefSeq and is a predicted model, not a curated record. Gene Ontology annotation, biological process: isoprenoid biosynthetic process. Bases 206 to 1621 code for a protein of 471 amino acids. NCBI's taxonomy places the organism in Eukaryota, Viridiplantae, Streptophyta, Magnoliopsida, Fagales, Betulaceae. The transcript is spliced from 12 exons.
CAACAUUGCCGGCCUUAUUGUCUCUCUCCUCCCCUUCCCAUUUUUAUUUACAGUGCCCGUACAUAUAAUACCAAUUCAGCUCUGCAAAAUUGUGUGGCCACAAAUCACUCUGAAAGCCAUUUUUCAAGGCCUCUUUCUUUCUAGCUUACCAUUUCUGGCCUCCGUGCCUCUGAAUUUGACACUUUUUGAAAGUUAAACGAAUUUGAUGGCCCUGAACUUGGUGUCUCCACCUGAAAUCAAGGCCGUCUCCUUCUUGGACUCCACCAAGUCCACCCACUUCCUCAAGCUUCCAGCUGGGUUUGCUUUGAAGAGGAAGGAUUGUGGAGUGGUAUUUGGGGGAAGAAUUCGUUGUUCAGCACAGCAGCCUCCGCCAGCGUGGCCGGGACGAGCUGUUCCAGAGCCCGGUCGUAGGACUUGGGAUGGUCCAAAGCCAAUCUCCAUUGUUGGAUCCACUGGGUCGAUUGGAACUCAGACAUUGGACAUAGUGGCAGAAAAUCCAGAUAAAUUCAGAGUUGUGGCACUUGCAGCUGGUUCAAAUGUAACUCUUCUUGCAGAUCAGGUGAAAACAUUUAAACCUCAACUAGUUGCUGUUAGAAAUGAGUCCUUAGUUGAUGAACUCAAGGAGGCUUUGGCAGAUCUUGAACAAAAGCCUGAGAUUAUUCCUGGGGAGCAAGGAGUUAUAGAGGUCGCCCGCCACCCAGAUGCAGUCACUGUAGUUACAGGAAUAGUAGGCUGCGCAGGACUGAAGCCUACAGUUGCUGCAAUAGAAGCUGGGAAAGACAUAGCUUUGGCCAAUAAAGAGACCCUGAUUGCUGGAGGUCCUUUUGUCCUUCCUCUAGCUCAAAAGCAUAAAAUAAAAAUUCUUCCUGCCGAUUCAGAACAUUCUGCCAUAUUUCAGUGUAUUCAAGGCUUGCCGGAGGGUGCGCUUCGGCGCAUAAUUUUAACUGCGUCUGGUGGGGCUUUCAGGGAUUUGCCUGUUGAUAAACUGAAAGAAGUUAAAGUUGCUGAUGCCUUGAAGCAUCCUAACUGGAACAUGGGGAAAAAGAUCACCGUUGACUCUGCUACCCUUUUCAACAAGGGUCUAGAAGUCAUUGAAGCCCAUUAUCUGUUUGGAGCUGAAUAUGAUGAUAUUGAAAUUGUGAUUCAUCCGCAAUCUAUCAUCCACUCGAUGGUUGAAACACAGGACUCAUCUGUUCUGGCGCAGUUGGGGUGGCCUGAUAUGCGUUUGCCCAUCCUCUACACAAUGUCAUGGCCAGACAGAAUCUAUUGUUCUGAAAUAACAUGGCCUCGUCUUGAUCUUUGCAAGCUCGGUUCACUAACAUUUAAAGCUCCUGACAAUGUAAAAUACCCCUCUAUGGAUCUCGCAUAUGCUGCCGGACGGGCUGGAGGCACCAUGACAGGAGUUCUUAGUGCAGCUAAUGAGAAAGCUGUAGAGAUGUUUAUUGAUGAAAAGAUCGGCUAUCUGGAUAUUUUCAAGAUCGUGGAGCUAACAUGUGACAAGCAUCAGACAGAGUUGGUGACUUCACCUUCCCUUGAGGAAAUUAUACACUAUGACUUGUGGGCGCGAAAAUAUGCUGCAAAUUUGCACGAGUCUUCCAGUUUAAGUCCUGUUAUGGCAUGAGUGAGAGCUACCCUUGUUGGCCAGGAUAGAGGGGCUGAAGAGGGUGUUGAAUUCCGGCCAAAAGUCGGCAUUUUGCCAAGGUUUGAUUUGGCGGUACUGAGGCAGGUGAGUGACUGUAUUAGAAAUUGGAUUUGGGGGGGGGGGGGGGGGGGGGGGCAAUUGUAUAUAACAUAAAGAUGAAAAUAGGCAUCUGAGAUGUGUUCCCCGAGACAGACUGGUUUUAAAUGUUUGAAUGCUUUUCCUAGCCAUUAAAGGAAUUGGAUGAACGUUUUAGUUUGCAGUAAAGAUGGCAAGAUGCAUCUUGAUUCUCGCUUGAUUCUCUUAA